GUCUCGGACGAAGACGUCCAAGGUACGUAGGCCAUCCGGCUGGACACGCGCGUCGACGCGAAACGACUCUUCCUCCCAGUUGGUUCGUCCGCGAGACCCCACUCACGCAGCCUGUUUCCCACAACAAACACCCACCUUCUGUUCCGCGGCAGCCAUGAAAUCGGGGCUGCUGGGCCUUCCGGGAGUCCUGCCGGAAAUCACCGAGCACGAACUGGCAGACGACCUCUUGCUAGAGGGAGGCCAGAACCACCCCGCCGGGAAGAACCGAUCGGUGGUGUGGUCGGCGACCUUUGCCUCGGUGGAGGACUACGAGACCUACGAAACCUCCGAGGAGCACGUCGCAGUCGUCACGAACCUGAUCAAGCCCAUCAUCGUUCCUGGAUCCAGAGCCGCCAUUCAGUACCACACCAAGUGAUGGGGUUGGGCGGGUGGCCAAUCGACCAGCUUAUCAACGCAACGCAAUACAUCACACACGACAAA
This is a messenger RNA of Pseudo-nitzschia multistriata, 480 nucleotides long. NCBI's taxonomy places the organism in Eukaryota, Bacillariophyta, Bacillariophyceae, Bacillariales, Bacillariaceae. The record is from the annotation of a GenBank genome assembly.